AUGUCUACUCGCCAAACCAAUUACUUCUUGGCGCCGGUUGGUAACCCUCCAGAAGGUCCAAUCCGUUUGGGGAAUAUUAUCUCAAACCCAGCAUUUGCAGACGAUGCUAUCAAUGAGGAGUACUACCCACCAACGACGGAGCUGAUCGAACACAACCAACCAAACUUUACCUUUGACAUGAGUGUCAAGAAAGACAGGUCCUUUGGUGUUUGGGCAUCGUUCUUACAAACCCUGGGAAUUGGAGGGGACGCCACCGUCGACUGGUCAAAAGAGAGCAGUGAGCAAUGGGCUUGCGAAAACUUAAAGACGGUUUCAUUUAGUCCCAAACUCUCCUACAUCUCUGAGUGCUUGGAGGACGAAGGGCUGCAGCAUUAUAUGCGUGUCAACAAGCCCUGGCUCGGUUCCUCCAAGCUGUACAUGAUCACAGGGAUUAAAAUCGCUUAUGGUGCAGCUUCAACCAUUGAGUAUGCAAGACAGCGAGGGCUGAACCUCAAGUUCGGAACAGACUUUAGCUCACUGGGCGUACCCAUAAGUCUUGGGCCUGAAGUUGGAAGUAGCGACACGUUAUCGACUAAGGAGUCGCAGAGCGGAGCGGAGCCUUUUGUUUUCGCCUUUCGUUUGAGAAAGAUCAAGAUCUCACGGAAAGGAGAAGUUAAACAUGAGAGAUAUAUCAAGGGAACUCUUCUGGGGGGCAAAAGGGAUGGGGAGAAGCAAGAUGUCGAUGCUGAUGCCGAUGCCGAGGUUGUGGUUGAAGGUGUUGAAGACUUUGAUGCGGAUGGAGAGGAGUUUGGACUGAGCACAUUUGACGAUGACUCGGCGGACGAUGCAUGA
This is a messenger RNA of Fusarium pseudograminearum CS3096, 831 nucleotides long. RefSeq lists its product as uncharacterized. The record is from RefSeq and is a predicted model, not a curated record. Bases 1 to 831 code for a protein of 276 amino acids. The transcript has a single exon. NCBI's taxonomy places the organism in Eukaryota, Fungi, Ascomycota, Sordariomycetes, Hypocreales, Nectriaceae.